This is a messenger RNA of Macrosteles quadrilineatus (aster leafhopper), 4097 nucleotides long. RefSeq lists its product as uncharacterized. Bases 98 to 862 code for a protein of 254 amino acids. Gene Ontology annotation, cellular component: membrane. The transcript has 5 exons. NCBI's taxonomy places the organism in Eukaryota, Metazoa, Arthropoda, Insecta, Hemiptera, Cicadellidae. Gene Ontology annotation, biological process: negative regulation of cell population proliferation; negative regulation of TOR signaling. The record is from RefSeq and is a predicted model, not a curated record.
AUUGUGGUAGAGGUUAUGUUAAUGUUAUGAUUAUGAUACAAAAUAAUGUAAAUGUUAUGGUUGUAGGAAUAAAAACAUAUCAUUGAAAAGAGGUAAAAUGUACAACCCAAACACCUGUACACGGCAACGUUGGGGCUAUCCCAAGGACGAAGAUAAAAAUCUUGUUGCAGCCUUCUUCCAUUUAUUUACAAUCCUGUUAAUAUGCACUUCUUUGAUUCAUUUAAACUGGUUUCGUAUAUGGGGAGGACACUGCACGCCAUACCUAGCUACCAAUCAGUUUUUUGAAUUUGGCGAAUUUUACGCAACAACACACAACCAAUAUCAUCUGAGAAGUGGAGGAAUUAUAACUUCACCCAGUGGUUAUGUAAUUCACUAUAACACUUCAUCUGAAUCUCUGGCCUGUGUCACUCCUGAUAUUGCAAAUCUGAUGCAUAUUUUGAUAAUCCUCUCUAUCCUGGCCAUACUCAGUUCAUCUGUAGGAUUUUGUUUGGAUAUGAUAGGACCAACAAAACAUCCUCUUAAAGUUUUGCGGAGGAAUGCCAUUCCAAGUAUUUCAACAGUAUUCAUCGUAAUCACUAUGAUUGGGACCAGCUACUUUGUCACGAGAUCUGUAGAAGAAUCAAUAUUAGAAAUGAAUAUUCUGACAGACAUGCAGAUUACUUAUGACUACGGUUGUUAUGUCAUUACAGCUGCAGGUUCAUUCUCCAUCCUUGCGACAGCGUGUAACUUGCUGCAGUUGCAGAGUACAGAGGUAGAGGAGGGCCCGAGACACUCCAGGUUGGUGGAGGACUGGGACGGACUAGAGACGUUCUCUGUGGGGAUGAACAAUCUACCCUUACCCCCUCCACCAUACACACCGUGACCAUGCCUUACUGCAUAGUAGCUUUAGAUCAAUAAUUAGAUUGCUAUCCCUAAAUUACCUAAAAGUAUUUGGUUUAUUUGUUUAAAUUUGAGUUUUAUCAUCAGGAGCACAGAGUAUUUAAAGGUUUAUUUAAUUGAUUUUCCAAUUUUCCUCCUAAAAUGUUCCUUUACAAUAGGUACUGUGUUUGACAAAUUACAAUAUUGGAUUACCAACAUAUUUUUGCUGGUUCAGCCGUUCAAACUAUAACUCCAUAACAGUUAGUUAAUCUCAUAAAAAGAAACCUCAAAUCUCUUUAUUUUGUGUUACCCGUAGUUAUUGUUGUCUUUUCAGCUUGGUCACCUCUUUAUUUUUGGCUUUAUCAAUAAGUCUGGUUCUUCAGUGAUUUUGAGACAAUGGUACCUAAUACCUUUAUGCAGCAUUAUCAAAGACCUUCCAGUCAAUUAAACCUUAAACCUAGUUUAAAAUUCACAUUUUAAAAUUUUUUACCUUCCAAUUUGGUAUUUAAAUAUUGUAUUUAGCGAAAGAAUAAUUCUUUAUCAUAGCUCAUUCAAAGAACCCAACAGUUAACAAAUAUGUAGUUUCUAUAGAACAUAUUUUUAUGUAAACAAGUGUUAAUAGGUACAACCAAUAUAAAGUUUGAAAUUUAAUGAGAAAUGUUCAAUAAUAUAAAUCUGUAAUGAAACAUAUUAUUUUUGCCAUCUAGGCCUAACAUGUACUUUACUGCUGCAAAUAGUUCUUUGACUGUUGUUAAUUUUUCACAACAUGCUUUCCACAGCUCAGGGUAUUUUGUGUCUAGAAUAUCACAUUGCUAAAUUUGACCAGUUGUUGUCCUGCUGAUUGCUGUGAAAAAAUAAUAAACUGAUAAUUAUACAAAAGGAAGAGGCAGAAGAACCAAUAAAACUUUGAUGUUUAUACAUUUAAAUAACUUCUUGAUCAGCAUUGUACGUGUUAUUAAAUUUACGGAAAGUAAAUAAAAGAAACGUCUUAUAACACUUAAAACAUAUAUUUACGCUUAUACUGCUACUCACAAGACGGUAAAUAUACAAAACAGAUGGUAAGUGGUGGUCGAUUUCGAUUGGACACUCCAAUCAUCAUCAGACCCAAUAGGCGAAUGACAAGAAUCUUAAUGGCAUCCCUACUUAUACCCUAUUGGCUACCGGAAGCACCGGCCAAUACAUUUUUAUAAGUACAACUGGAAUCAAAAUGUAUUUGUUCAUUAAUCAACUUAUUUCUAUUUUUACAUUUUUCCUUAUAAAUAUACAAUUCUUCCCAAGUAUUCAUUACAUAUCCUUUCUUACAAUUCUUUAAAAUAUCUAGACUAUCCUCAAUUUUUCCUAGUGAGUGGCCAUUUUGUAACAGGUGUUGUGCGACAUUUGAUCUUUCCGGUUUGUUGUUCCUCCAAGCAGAUAUGUGGUUUUUGAAGCGGUUAAUGAAGUUCACAGUCUGUCCAAUGUAGAAGUUAUCACAAUCGUUACAAUUGAUUUUAUAGAUGCCCGAAGCGUCGAAUUUGUUGAAAUUAGGGAUGGUCAAGUCUCGAAAUUUCGGGAAAUUUUCGGGAAAUUUUAAAUCUCGUUACACGAGACAAGAUUUCUUUUUGGCCGAGAUUUUUAUCGAGACGAGAAUAAAAAAAAAAAAAAAAAAAAUUAAAAACGCCUGCACAAAGUCAAUACCCGCAAUACAGGAGCGUGUUGUAGUUGCGUUUCCUUUGCGAAGGCGUUCUUAUUUAAUUAAUUCUUUAAAUGUAAAUAUUACUUUAAUUAUUUUAAUAAUAUUACUUUAAUAACAUUUGAGAAGUUUUUUUAAGUGUAAGCAGUGUGAGGAAUGUUUUAUUACUAUAAAAAGUCAAAACAAGUAACUAUUUUAUAAAAUGCAUUUCCCGUUGUGAAUGAGAAGGGAAAUCCCGUCUCGAUCUCGUCUCGAAAUUUUAUGAGAAAUAAAAAAUCUCGUCUCGUCUCGUCUCAAACUAAAAAUCCAAUCUCGUCCAUCCCUAGUUGAAACCUUCUAUUUUCGGAUGCAGUAUCUUACUCAUGGUGUUCUGAGUCAUGUAGGCUAUUGGAACUCCGUAUUUCUUGAAUCUGUUAGCAGUCCUUUGUGUUGUAGUCCCCGUGUAGCUAAAUGUGAUAUAUCUGGUGUUUUCCUCUUUUAUCUCUUCUAAUGUUGUUCUGCUGUGUAGUGUAUUCUGCCUUUCGAUUUUCCUCCUCGUCUUCCUUGCGAUGUCCUCUAUCGUCUUGGUUCGAAAUCCAUUAACUUGAGCGAUCUUCUUAAUGGUGUCCAGCUCUUUCUUCCUAUUGGCUUGGCUAAGUGGGAUCUUAUAGGCACGGUACAGCAUAGAUCUAAAGGCUGCGGUCUUAUGGAUUGUCGGAUGGAUAGACUUGCUGUUGAUUGUAGUGUCCGUUUGCGUAGGUUUCCUGUAGAUGUCAAACUCUAUCUUGCUGUCUUUUCUCUCUAAUGUGAGGUCCAGGAAGUUGAUCUUUUUGUUUUCUUCAAACUCGUUGGUAAAGGUGAGGUUUGGGUGGUGGCUGUUUAGUGUCUGCAUCAUCGUUUCGUGCUCUUGCUCCUGGGCUUGUCUGAAGAUAACAAGAAUGUCGUCUACAUAUCUAACAUACAGUUUUACAUCAUGAUUCUUUCUUAAAUUCUUUAACAUUUCUUUUUCCUGAUGCUGUAAAAAUAUUUCUGACAAAAUUGCCGAAAGUGGACUUCCCAUAGCUAAACCAUCUGUUUGUUCGUAAAAUCUAUUGUUAAAUCUAAAAUAAUUUUGUUUCAAAACAGUCACAAGCAAUUUUACAAUCUGAUUGACAUAUUCAUCGUCUAAACUAUUCUGUAAAAGCCUACAUUUAACAAGAUCUACAGUUUCAGAUACAGGUAUGUUGGUGUACAGAUUUGCGAUAUCAAAUGAGACUAGCCUACUUUUCGAAUUUAUAUCUAUGUUCUUUACACGUUCAACAAAUUCAUAACUAUUCUUUACAUUGUAUACAUAUUCUAAUUCUAAAUCAUUUCUGAGCUUACUUGCUAACAAUUUUGAAACAUUGUUUCUUGCUAACAAUUUUGAAACAUUGUUACUUGCUAACAAUUUUGAAACAUUGUUUCAAAAUUGUAAUAGGGUAUAAGUAGGGACGCCAUUAAGAUUCUUGUCAUUCGCCUAUUGGGUCUGAUGAUGAUUGGAGUGUCCAAUCGAAAUCAAUCACCACUUACCAUCUGUUUUGUAUAUUUACCGUCUUGUGAGUAGCAGUAUAAG